GCUCGCUCCCGCGGCCCAGCCGGCGCGUCUCCGCGCGUCACGUCACGUCACGUCACGGCGCUGACCGGGGUCAGAGGGCGAGGCCGGAGGCGGAAACGGCAAGAUGGCGGCGGCCGCGUACGAGAGCUUGAAGCUGCACACAACUCCAGAAAAAUUCUACUUUGAGGCUUGUGAUGAUGGAUCCAAUGAUGUUCUCACAAUCGACCGGGUCUCUAAUGAAAUUACCCUUGGAGUUAAGAAAGAUGUCCCACCCUCUGCAGUUACCAGACCAGUCUAUGGAAUCAUGGGAACAAUUCGCCUGGUGGCAGGCAUGUACCUUAUUGUCAUUACCAAAAAACAGAAAGUAGGAGAGUUGUUCAGUCAUUCUGUCUGGAAAGCAACAGAAUUCAAUGUCAUUUCCUACAAGAAGACAGUGUUGCACCUUACUGAGAUGCAGAUGCUGGAUAAUAAGACUUUCUUGGCAAUGCUUAACAAUGUGCUUAAUACUGAUGGAUUUUACUUCUCUACAACUUAUGACCUGACUCAUACUUUGCAACGCUUGGCCAACACCAGUCCAGAGUUUCAAGAGAUGACUCUACUGGAAAGGGCAGAUCAGCGCUUCGUAUGGAAUGGGUACCUCCUGCGGGAAUUUGCUGCACAGCCAGAGCUUCACAGGUUUGCUGUGCCAGUGAUUCAUGGUUUCGUUACUGUGAAAUGUUGUAGUAUAAAUGGAAAAUACUUUGACUGGACAAUUCUCUCUAGAAGGAGUUGUUUCAGGGCUGGAGUUCGAUAUUAUGUUAGAGGUAUUGACUCUGAGGGGCAUGCUGCAAACUUUGUGGAGACGGAACAAAUCGUUCAGUACAAUGGUUAUAAAGUAUCAUUUGUACAAACACGAGGGUCGAUCCCCUUCUUCUGGUCACAGAGGCCAAACUUGAGGUACAAACCAAAGCCACAGAUCAGUAAAUCCAUGAACCAUGAAUGUUUGUCUAACAUUGCAGUACUUGGGCAGCAAAUUGCGCUCCAUGCGAUGGAUGGCUUUCAAAGGCAUUUUGAUUCCCAACUUAUUAGCUAUGGGAAGCAAGUGAUAAUUAAUUUGGUUGACCAGAAAGGUCCUGAAAAAUCUCUUGAACAGGUUUUUUCCAAAAUGGCAGCAAGCCUAGGGAAUGGCAUGGUUAAAUACUGUGCAUUUGAUUUCCACAAAGAAUGCAGCCACAUGAGAUGGGAUCGGCUUCAGAUCCUUUUGGAUCGGGUGGCAGAUCAACAGGAUGAAUUUGGUUAUUUCUUGGUGGAUUCUGAUGGGAAGAUGCUCUUGCAGCAGGAUGGAACUUUCAGGACCAAUUGCAUUGACUGCUUGGAUCGAACGAAUGUGGUGCAAAGUUUGAUAGCACGUCGUUCUCUUCAGUCACAACUUCAGAGGCUUGGUGUUCUUCAUGUUGGCCAAAGAAUUGAUGAGCAAGCAGAAUUUGAAAAGGUUUACAAAAAUGCAUGGGCAGAUAAUGCGAAUGCAUGUGCCAAACAGUAUGCUGGAACUGGGGCCUUAAAGACCGACUUUACAAGGACAGGGAAAAGAACUAAAUGGGGUCUUGUCAUGGACGGAUGGAACUCAAUGAUCAGAUAUUACAAGAAUAAUUUCUCUGAUGGAUUUAGACAGGAUUCAAUAGAUCUGUUUCUUGGAAACUAUGUGGUGGAUGAGGCAGAUACUUUGGCAUUUUUACAUGACCAGAAAGAGUGGAGGUUCCUAGCGCUGCCUAUAAUCAUGAUUGUGGCUUUCUCGAUGUGCAUCAUCUGCCUACUUAUGGCAGGUGACACCUGGACAGAGACCUUGGCUUACGUGCUCUUCUGGGGAAGUGCUAGCUUUGGGACUGCUGCUAUCAUCCUCUUCAAUGGCAAAGAGUUUGUCGAUGCACCGAAGCUGGUUCAGAAAGAGAAGAUGGACUGAAUGUGUACCUGUGGAAAGCAGCUUAGCCGUCAAGAUUCUGUGCAAAUGUGGAGGAUCUUCUGACCUGCUUUCCACGCACCAGGCCCUGCAUGGUGGAUUUUAAAUAAAACGAUUGACUGGAACCAAUGGUCACGAUCUGCAGUCGAGUCGGAUCAUUCAGCCUUAACUGUUAUAAACUUAUUCUUCCUUUUGGCAUUCUGAACAAUUAUCAGAAACCACACUAAAAAAUUCCAGUAAUUGUGAUCUUCCUGCCCUGGCAUCUAAACAAAAAAAGCAGCUCUGGUGUUUCAUACAGGGUAUAAGUUCAAAUGCAAUGACCCUCUGAUCUCUUUUCUUUCUUCCAUACAGCUUGUUUGCAUAUAUCAUGAACCAAUAGUGGAGCAAUAACAUAUCUGCAGAAAUAAGUUGUUGCUUCCAGACUUGAAGUCGAUUAAUUCAAUGUUUUGUAUAAAGUUUGGAUAUCACCUUGGCGAAUAACUUCCUUUUGAUCAGUUCAAAGCUGCUGCUUCCCAACAUUGAGCAAAUAUCUAUCUGCAACAAGUGACUUUUAUCCAAGGGGCUGUAAUUUAUAUGCAAAGUUGUACAGCAAACUUUAGAUGACUAUGGAAUUUAUAUUAUGUUACAGAAUCAACUGUAUCUUUAGUUGUCUGUUAUUGCUGUUUUCUUUUCCUUAAUUGCAAUAUACUUGCAUCAUAGUUGAAUGUUUGAAUCUGCUCUCCAAUGAAAAAGAAAAUUUAGCUAGGUAGAAGAAACCCUUUAUAUGCAUUUACUUUAUCACUUCCUACUUAAUGAACGACAAUAAUAUUUAAAUAUUUAAGAAACUGAUGAAUUAUUCAUAAUGAAAUGGUUUAUGUUGCCACUGCUAUCAGAAAAAUAAUGCAGUCAGAUUCACCUUUCCCCCUCAGACAGUGCCUAGUUUCUGUUCAUGUCAUUUUUAACACUCUUAAAUACAUGUGUGAACUGUUAAAGCUAAGAACUAUUUUUACUGUGCAUCUUUAUUGUAGAUGUACAAAACACAUCUGAAGCUGCAGUGGAACAGCCAAUCUGCAAAACGCCUUCAAAUUGUUGUGCAAUCAUUGAGGUAGAUGAUGAUUCAGUCAGUGUAUUUUGCAAGUUGAAAGCAGGUAUUGACUUUUAAGAACUGAAUUAUCAAAUUGGUGUAAGAAAUUGGGUCAAUCAUUCACAUAACUCACCCUGUCCCCUUGUAGUUUUAUGGGUGAGCAGGGAUGGUAUAUUGCUAUUUAUAUAAGUGUAACUCUACUUAGUUUUCUAAUCAUUUUCCAUUCCGUUGCUUCUCCACUCUGUGUUAUGUUUGUGUUCCUUUCAGAGUAAUGAAUAAAGACUAAAUAAGAGUUAA
Messenger RNA from Pristis pectinata (smalltooth sawfish), 3275 nucleotides. Its product is annotated as phosphatidylinositol-3-phosphatase SAC1-like. Lineage: Eukaryota; Metazoa; Chordata; Chondrichthyes; Rhinopristiformes; Pristidae. Gene Ontology annotation, molecular function: phosphatidylinositol-4-phosphate phosphatase activity. Gene Ontology annotation, cellular component: endoplasmic reticulum. The record is from RefSeq and is a predicted model, not a curated record. Gene Ontology annotation, biological process: phosphatidylinositol dephosphorylation. Bases 104 to 1918 code for a protein of 604 amino acids. The transcript has 21 exons.